This is a messenger RNA of Saccostrea cuccullata (small rock oyster), 5022 nucleotides long. RefSeq lists its product as uncharacterized. The transcript is spliced from 25 exons. Gene Ontology annotation, cellular component: centrosome; centriole. Lineage: Eukaryota; Metazoa; Mollusca; Bivalvia; Ostreida; Ostreidae. Bases 92 to 4837 code for a protein of 1581 amino acids. The record is from RefSeq and is a predicted model, not a curated record. Gene Ontology annotation, biological process: centrosome separation; regulation of cilium assembly; mitotic cytokinetic process.
UUUGCGGAUGAAUUUUAAGGAAUAAUUUUCAAAACAUGUUUUAGCGAAUCAUGCACAGGUAAGUUGACACAGUCAAAUAAAUUUUUAACUUAUGGAAGACCUGCAGGAUAGCUUGGAAGAGUAUGAAGUGAAUGAAGGAAUUCCUACUGUGAUUAGCAGAAAUUCAGCCAGAAUGGCAGAUUACAACAUGGACAGAACACAGUCUAACGCUCCUAUGAACUUGAUGCAGACAGGUCCAUUUAUGGUACAGGAAUCCCUUGCACCUACUGGUGGGGACUUUGAUUUCACAAGAAUCGGUAUAGAAGAGAAUCAGACUAGGUCGAGUUUAGUCUAUCGACGGUCAGGCCCUGAAGGAAGUCCUGCCUUUAACACCAGCAGUGGGUUUCUGCCUCAGAGAACAACAGACGAGGAAUCCGUCAUCUUCAGGCCUGUUGGUCAGCUGGAUUUCUCCGCUCUGGAUGACACAGAAAGAAAUGAAGACCUGAGCAGAAACAGAUCGGUUUCAAUGCCCCAGAAGAAUCCCCCACAGGGUUCCUAUUUGGUCGCAGAGAGAGAGGAGGUGUAUGGAUCACAAGACAUGGAUAAUAACAACUCGCGGAAUGACUCGCCUGCUGCUGGAUUUUUUGAAAUGAAUCAGUCUCCUCGCCAGAGCAGCGAAAGUGAGGAGGAAUUGGACAGUCGUGUGAUAUUUUCUCCCUUACGUAAAAUGGAGAAUGGGGACUCGACAGAAAAUAUUUCAAGGUUUGAAUUUGAGCGCCAUGUCGUUGCCAGUAAUAAAUUUCAAAAUGAGGAACAAAGAUUUCAUGAACCUUCACUUGCAAAGACCUCACCUAAUGAAAUGGGUAAAUAUAGUCCUGGGGCAUUGCAAAAAACAAAAUAUAUGAUGUCACCAGGGGAGAUAAAUGUUAGUAGAAAUCAACAAAUUGUAUCCCCUGUGUCACCUAAGAAUAGACCUAACAUGGAGAGAAGGGAGGUAUUUGUAUCAAUGCCUGCUGUAGAUCAACACAGAGAAAGUAUUGGAACCCCACCAAAUGCUGCUCAGAAUACUUCAAUGCAACACCAACCAGAAAUCCAGAGGGAACAUGUUGGUAAAGAACAACAAAUUCACACUCAAGAACCUAAAGUGACUCAUGUACAUAUUCAUAGCAAUGCAUCAUGGGAUAUUCCAGUGUCUGAGAGUUCACAGCAAACUCACGACAAAACAUCGAAACAUCCACAGAAAACGUUGAACGAGAGGCGUCCCUUUGUGUCCUCUGUAAGAAGCGAGUCCUACAAUGCUUUUCUACAAAGCAAAGAUUCCCAUCUACCAAGGCCCAAAACCAAAGGUUCUGAUGCUACAAAGUCAGCAGCAGACACUUCCAAAAUAAAUACUCAAAGACCUGAAAAUUCCAGGCAGGUUGCCGGUGAAAAGAAAAUUUCUGGACCGAUUCCUUCUCAUGCUGAGAGUCGGAUCAUGGCAAGAAGAAACAUGGCUGCCGGCCAAAGUGAGCGACAGGUCAAGACUGAUCAAUCGAGGAAGACCAUGGAAAGUAUGGAGGAGAGACAUUCAAGGUCAUAUCAAGGUGGUGUCAAGGUCAACGAUCAUUCUCCAGUCCAUCCAGCGGCCAAUGUAGUGACCCAGGUACAGCAUUAUCAUUCUGAGGGAGAGGAGACCACUCACACUCAUAGACAGGUCAAGGACAAUGUUGAUGUAAAGGGAAUGGAAGAGGUCCGGUAUCAGUUACAGAAUAUGCUCAAGUUUUCUGCUGCAUCAGGUCUGGGUGAAAAUCACAUGGACUACAAUGAUAAUGGGUUUAUGCAGGAGAUGCAGUCAGCCCCUGAAAUGAUGCACAAUCCCGGAGAUUACUCCAUCAUCAGUGGUAAGGGCGGAGAAGAUGUGUCAGAAAUAUUGGAAAAUUUUCCGAGUUUUACGUCUAAAAUGUGGUCCGAGUCCUCCAACCAGAGCAGGAGUGAAUCCUCCCUGUACGCGGAGAACCAAAGAUUGCGGGAGGUGAUGGAGAAGGAACGCUACAGGAGAAAGCAUUGUGAGCAAUACAUUCAGAAGCUGAAUGUAAAGUUACUGGAGACACAACAACAGCUAGCUGUGGCCAUUUCUACAGACAAGAGGAAAGAUAUCAUGAUAGAACAGUUAGACAAGCAACUUGCUAAAGUUGUGGAAGGCUGGAAGAAUCGGGAUGAAGAAAAAGAAAGUAUGCUGAUAAAGUUAAGAACAGAGAAAGUGAAAAUAGAAGAGAAACUAGCCAAACAGAAUGAGAUGAUUAAAAACUUUGAGAAAGACAUGGCAGAAGCCUUACAACAGAUGAGAGAUGAGAAAGACAGAGCCAGUAUUGAGAUUGACAAACUGAAGGCUCAGAUAUCGGAGAAGGAGCGAGCUCGUUUCCAUGCAGAGGAAAUGCUGGAUGCUGAGCGCGAGCGGACUCAACUGAUCAACCAGGAGUGGGAGAAUCUCAAAGAGGCUCGAGACAUGGCCGAGAAAAAGGUCCAACAGCUACAGGAUCGUCUCCGCUCGGAACAAGAUGAUUGGUUCAAAAGAGAGCAGGAACUGUUACAGAAGAUAGAUGAAGUGUCCGAGAGCAACCAGAAAGUCCUGAAUCAAGAGAGGGAGAAGUCAGAGGAGGCUGUGACCCUGUGUAAAGACAUGGAAGAGAAGAUCUACUCCCUCCAGACUGAGAGUAGGAAAUAUCAGAUGGAGCUGGAUGCGGCCAUCAGGGAAAAGGAGAGUAUGAAGGUAGAGAUGGGCAUUAUGGAGGCCAAGUUUGAGAGUUCACAGAGGACCCUAGAGGCCGAGUUACAAUCCAAGAUGGAGAAGGAGAUUGCGGAUCAGAUAGCAGAGAUUCACAGGAAGACAGAGGAAUCAGAGACAGAACUACGGCAGAAUCACAGACAGCAGAUAAAGGAACUGAAUCAGAGGUACACCAAAGACAUGGAGCGAAACCUGGCCAAGUUCCACAGCGACCAGAAGAACAGGGAAGAGGAGUUCCGAAAGCUUACACUGGAAUACGAGGAAAAAUUGCAAGAGCAGAGGAAUGAAAUAACAUCUCUUCAUACAGUUAAACAGAAACUAGAGUCUCAAAGGUCAGAGAUUCUAAUGAAACUCCAGUACAUGAUGCAGUCUCAGUGGAAUGAAGCCGUACAGAUGUUGGCCACUACUCCUCAGAGAAAGACAUACGCUAGUACAUCCUUUAGUUCCCAGACUAACACCACUACGAGUGCAGCCCUGAACACCAGUAUUCCUAGUCAGGGGGCGUUCCCCAUCACCAGCAGUCCGGGAAGGGACAGUCACACUGCCCCGCCCCUAGAGCCCAAUAUCAGUGACCUGACCACCUCCCUCCACAUGCAGCAGUUCUUCCAAAGUCUUUCACAACCUCUGGUUUUUCCACAUACAUCCAUGCAAGCAGAAACCAGCACAAGCUCUAGGAAUCCACCAGCCAUCAGCGAGAGGAGGGUAGGCGAAACUUCUCAAGUUACAGAAUCGCUGUUCAAUGGAGUGAAAAACUCUUCUGAAGUAUUCCAUCGGAGGGAACAAGAAGACAGAGCAUUACAUAAUGGCCUACAGGAAGACAGGGUACAGUCCAAUACUCAGGAGGAAGAGCAUGAGACAAUCCACAACUGGCUUAGAAACUCUCAGGAAGACAGUUUUAGGACAGGGGCUUCAUUUAUAGCUGCUGAGGAUAUCAGGAGUUCUAAUCUGUCUGUUUUGGAGUUGGUGGGAAAGUUUCAAGGGCCUGGUCCACAGCAGGGUUCUACAGGUUUUUUACCUAAGAUCUCGGACUCUGAGUCUCACCCAAUCAGUGUGCCUGUUUCUCAUCCACCCACUGCUGUUCCCAUCAGGCCUCCUCAGCAUGGGAAUAGCCAAUCAACCAAUCAGGUUAAUUCUCAGUUUGUCUCAUCCAAUCGUGUUCAUGAUAGGAGUUUUGAAAGUGCUAAGUCAGCCAAUCAGAAAGAGGAUCAAGCAUAUCCUGGAAGAUUUGCUCAGAGUUUGCCAGUGAGAGGAAGAAGUGAUUCUCCAACACUCUCACAGCAAAGUAAAGAAGAGCCAAUGUCUUGGCCACAGAGAAAUGUCAUUCACUCGCCACCAACCAAACAGAGCAGAGGUCAUGUGAUAGAAGGUCACAGUGUGACGGAGGAGGGUCAAAGGUUAGAUGUUGAUUAUCAUCACUUGUCCCAGAGAAUAGAAGAACACGAAUCCAAACAAUUUCAACUCCAGCAUUACAUACAAAUGUUGUUACAGAAACCUCCCGGGGAUCCUGUGACAGAAGAGGGAGAGGAGAACAAUUCAAUGAGCUCACACAACAACACGGUGGAUGAAUUGAACGACACGGCACAAGCAGCCCAAAUACAGAAGGAGAUGAUACGCCUCCAACAACUGAGGGAAAAGAAACAAUCACAGCAGGCAGAAAUGGAACCAGGUACAUCAGGGGCAGCGAACAAGGUGAUGCAGCCCGAACAGUUGGCAGAAAUAUCCAAAAUGUUGAACCAGGUCAAAGGUCAAUUUGGAGGAGGUCAGAAGCAGGUGACCUUGACACACACUGAGGAGGAACAUAUGUUACAGAUAUUUAAUCUCCUGAAGUACAUGCAGAGUGCACCAGGGCAUGAUAGUGGAGGAGUGGCCAAACCAGGUCGUCAUUCUAGUGCCCCUUCCUCGCCAAGGUCACACGACAGGGACAAGGUCAAACGGAAUCUGAAGGAUCAGAUGGCAGGUGCCUCUGAGGGUCAGCCAAGAGGGGAUAAACACGGAGGUAAACCGCCCCUGAACCAUCAGAAGAAACCCGAGAGGAAGGUGGCGUCUGGUAGUAAAGCAGGUCAUCAAAAUAAAUCCAAGUCGGCCUGGAAGUGAAAGUACAGUCAGUGAUAGAAAUGCGGAAGGUUCAGUCCAAGCCUGUCAGAAAGUGAAAGUAGGAAGGACCAGUGUUCAGUGUGUCUUCUAUGUCAAUGUGAAAAUGAAAGUAAGACUUAUGCGGUAUAUUGAAAGUACAAGUUGUGUGGUGUAUCAGGUCAGAGAAUGAAAUUCCCAGGUCAAGG